This is a messenger RNA of Lathyrus sativus (Indian pea), 411 nucleotides long. NCBI's taxonomy places the organism in Eukaryota, Viridiplantae, Streptophyta, Magnoliopsida, Fabales, Fabaceae. The record is from the annotation of a GenBank genome assembly.
AUGGUCGACAUAAUCACCCGAGAAUCGCCGAAGCGCAAAGCGAACCGCGUUUUCAUCAACCUAACGACGCUGAUGAUGGUGGUGGUGAAGCGAGCGAGUCGUUUACCGUUGAAGCUGAAGGCGGCGCCGGCGAUUGAGAAUCGGAAAAUUGAGAUGAAGUCGCCGAAGAAGCUUCUGAAAAACAUAAGCAACAAAGCGAUGCCGUUUAUCGAGAAGAUGAAGAAGAAGAAGAAAGGGAAGGAUGAGUGGGGAGACGGUGGCGUGUGGCAGAAAGCGAUCAUGAUGGGAGAUAAGUGCGAGCCGUUGGAUUUCUCCGGCGUGAUUUACUACGAUAGUAAAGGGAAGCAGGUAAGUGAAUUCCCUCUCCGGUCACCACGUGCGACUCCCCUGCCGGCUUUAUGUUCCGGUUGA